UGACCCAAGGCAAGCUCAUGGUUAAGGCUGCAUUAAACUGCAUUCCUGGCAUUCCAAAAUCUUGGCAUUGCACUCGACAACUGGAGUUUUACUGGGUUCCCUAACUCCAGUUUGCUGUUCCCUGGUAGGCUGCCUCCUGGACCAGCAAAGCAAAGUUAGAAAUCCACCCCCAGCCUCCAAAUAUGCAACUCGGCAGCAGCGGUGGCAAGAGAAAGUUUGGAGAACACAGGCUGGGAGUGAAUUUCUAGCUUUGCCCUGUUGAUUCAGGAGGCAGGCUACCAGAGUACAGCAAGCUGGAGUCAGUCCAGUGAAGCUACACACAUACAAAAUCUGAUUUGGGCUGCACUUGAAAGGUUUGCAGUAGUGGGUCUGACACUUCUGGAUUGAAGAGUUCAAUGUAUUUCAUCCCUCAAAGCAGCCACACCCCAAAGCAGCAGUUCUUCAGAGUGUACUGGAAGAAAUCUCCAAGUCCAAAGAAAAAACUACCUUUCUAGGAAAACCACGUGCCUCUCUUGCUAUGCCCUUCGAUGCUAAUAGCCCUCUCAAAAGGAAGCACAUGGCUGUGAGUAUCCAGAAGUGGAGUUGAUACCCACCGGGUACCGCCAUGCAUCAUCUGUUCAGACUGGUUUUGGGACAAAAGGACCUUUCCCGUGCUGGGGACCUCUUCUCCUUGAAUGACUCAGAGAUUGAAGAAAGCCUGUCAGAAGCUUUGGAACAAAUUAAAAUAAUUAGCUCAUCUUCAGACUAUUCAUCCAAUGGAAAUGACCAAGCUGUGGUUGAGAUCUGUAUCACUCGCAUCACAACAGCCAUCAGGGAGACUGAGUCCAUUGAGAAGCAUGGCAAGGCCCUCGUGGCUCUCUGGGAAUCCUGCUUGGAGCACAAUCUCAGACCUUCAGGAAAAGACGAGGAUACACCCCAUGCAAAAAUUGCUUCUGAUAUCAUGAGUUGUAUUUUGCAGAAUUACAAUCGACCCCCUGUAAUGGCGUUAGCGGUCCCAGUGGCAGUGAAAUUCCUCCAGAGGGGUAACAAGGAGCUCUGCAGAAAUAUGUCGAGUUACUUGUCCCUGGCUGCAAUCACCAAUCCAGAUCUCCUUGCUGAGCACACCGAUGCGAUAGUAAAGAGUAUCCUGCAAGGUAACUCCAUGCUGUUGCGUGUCUUGCCUUCUGUGUAUGAAAAGCAACCCCAGCCAAUCAACAGCCAUAUAAUGGAGCUGGUGACACUGAUGUGCCAGCUAGAGCCAACAGAACAACACCAUCUUCUCAGGCUGCUGCAGACAGUCGCGAGGAGGAAACAGCCCAUGGUGCUUCAGGAAUGCAUUCCUUUCUUAAUUGGACAUUUAAAGACCCCUACUCACAGUGACAUUAUCCUAAAUAUACUCAUAGAAAUAUCUAGCUACGAACCAGCAGCUUUGAAUCAUUUUCUUCCGACACUGAAGGAGAUUGGUACAAGCUUUCCCAGCCUGAUUGGACGAAUGGCAAGAAUCUACGGAGCUGUUGGGCAUGUGAAUGAAGAGAGUGCGAGGACCUGUCUGACUUACCUGGUGGAGCAGCUUGCUAACAUGGAUCACUCCUUUCACCACCUUCUCUUGUUGGAGAUUAAGAAUCUCACGGACACCUUCUCUGCCAUCCUGGGGACUCAAAGCAGAGAUAUCUACCGGAUGAGUAACAGUUUCACCGCCAUCGCCAAGCUUCUCGUUCGGCACCUGGACAGCGACAGUGCCCAAAGAAGGAGGAUGGAAAGUGAGCCUGAAAAGGAACCUUCAGAACCAUUGGAAGAUCUCAAAUCUACUACAAGUAAUGGAAAUGAAGAAGAUGAAAGGUUGCAAGUGAAGAUACAGGCUUUUGAAGAGAAAAUAAAUGGAGAGAACAGCCCUCCUGGUUCUGUUAGAAGAUAUAGUCUAAGCCAAGGUUCAAAGGAAGACAGAAAAGAUAUGAGAUUUAACAGGUCAAAAAGUUUAGCUUUGCAUGCAGUCCACCUAAACCACACAAAUUCAGAUGAUGAGCAAGAUGUUAAGAAUGGAGAUGUAAUGGCCAGCAUCUCUUUUUCAGAAAUAGAUGCACUUAGUCAAGAAAAUUACAAGUCAUCAUUUAAGGCAGAUACUGAAGAAUCUCAGCUGGAAAUCUCUGCAAUUUCACACCCAAGUGGUAAAUGGACAGAAUCCGAGAACUUGCCAGAAGCAGUUAAAGAGAAUGGCCAUGAAGAAACACCAGAGACUGCACAAAGUCAUGUGGAAUACCAGGAUAACCUCUAUUUGCACUUAAAGGAAAAUCUCAGCAAAGUGAAAGCAUAUGUCAUGGAAAUUAGGAGGAGCAUUCCAGUCCCAGAUCAGUGCACCAUUGAAGAUGCGGCUGGAAGUCGUGUAGCAAAGCUGGCCUUCAGCUGCACCUUGAAGGGUCAUUACUGCCUGUACAGUAAGUCCAGCUUUACCCUCAUCAGCCACCAGCCUCAGCUCUGGAUUCAUAUCAUGUUUCUGUUUCAGCAGUGCUCGUUUCUGGAGCCGCUGUCCACACAAAGCCUGCCGGUGCGAGCUCUCAGAUCCUUGUGGGAAAAGACACAGAUAAAAGGAACUCACAGUUUUGAAACUGCAAUGAUACAAUCUGCAUUUCCCCAUAAGAAGGACCUGGACCAGGUGCAGCAACAUCUGGAGGAAGUGAGAUUCUUCGAUUUGUUUGGCUUUAGUGAAGAAGCAGGCGCGUGGCAGUGUUUCAUGUGCAAUAAUCCGGAAAAGGCGACAGUUGUAAAUCAAGAUGGCCAACCUCUCAUGGAAGGAAAACUGAAAGAGAAGCAAGUUCGAUGGAAGUUCAUUAAAAGAUGGAAAACCCGUUAUUUUACCCUGGCUGGUAAUCAGCUUCUGUUUAGGAAAAGCAAGUCGAAAGAUGAUUCGGAUGACUGUCCCAUUGAAUUGAGCAAAGUCCAGAGUGUCAAAAUUGUGGCCAAGAGACGCAGGGACCGGAGUCUUCCCCGGGCCUUCGAGAUUUUUACUGACAGUAAGACCUACGUCUUCAAGGCCAAAGACGAGAAGAAUGCUGAGGAGUGGCUUCAGUGCAUUAACGUGGCAGUGGCUCAGGCCAAAGAAAGGGAGAGCAGAGAAGCCACCACCUACCUGUAGCCAACAUUGCAUGGGACCGCUCAUCACAUCUUCUUCCAAACAACCUGAAAGAGACAGCCUCACCCAUUCUUGCGGUUCAUUGCUAAAUACUGGAGGGGCUGUAGUUUAUAAGAAGCAGGUCCCCCAGUGGAUGGGCUGGAAUCUUUGACCAAGGCUGUUUAGUGACCACAAGGGAAAGGAAGGUUUUGAAAUAAACUCUUGGUGGGUAUGGGGGCAUGAAAUGGCAGUGAUGAGUGAUCCAAGGACCUUUUGGACAAUGUUGAAGUCUUAAGAAAAUAUGCCUAAAAUGGACUUCAGUUCAUUAUCAUCUAUUCAAUUCAGUAAACACAUAUUAAGUACCUACAACAUGCAAGGCACUGUUCUACACCCUGAGGAUGAUAAGAAUGAAAAACAACUCAACCUGUGUCCUCAAAUUUAUAGUCUAUGCGGGGAUGGCAUGGGGUGGGGGAGGGCGUGCAACAUGGACAUGGAUAUAAGUAAAACUCAGCUGGAAUCCUUGCUGCCCUUCAGAGCUUAGCUUAAGUGCCACCUCCCAUGAGAAGUUCUUUUCUGGUCUCUCCAGUCGUUAAGUGUGCUCCUCAGUGCCCCCUCCCUGAAAUUAUUUUGUCUUUACUUAGUUAUUAGUCUACACAGUUUAUAUUUACUUAUCUAUCUACAUGGUGGUUUCCCUCCCCCAUUAGAAGGUCAUUUCCUUGAGGACAGAGAU
Messenger RNA from Phascolarctos cinereus (koala), 3815 nucleotides. The record is from RefSeq and is a predicted model, not a curated record. Lineage: Eukaryota; Metazoa; Chordata; Mammalia; Diprotodontia; Phascolarctidae.